This is a messenger RNA of Scaptodrosophila lebanonensis, 781 nucleotides long. It is a transcript of the gene RpL10Ab, whose product is annotated as 60S ribosomal protein L10a-2. The coding region runs from base 56 to 709 and encodes 217 amino acids. Gene Ontology annotation, biological process: translation. Gene Ontology annotation, cellular component: large ribosomal subunit. Lineage: Eukaryota; Metazoa; Arthropoda; Insecta; Diptera; Drosophilidae. The transcript is spliced from 3 exons. The record is from RefSeq and is a predicted model, not a curated record. Gene Ontology annotation, molecular function: RNA binding; structural constituent of ribosome.
GUAUCGCUGCACACAUUUUCUUUCUUUCGCUACACACGCGGCAUAAAGACUAGACAUGGCGUCGAAGGUUUCCCGUGACACUCUCUAUGAGGGCGUCAGUGGUAUAUUGGAGCACUCGUUGAAGAAGAAGCGCGGUUUCCUGGAGACCGUGGAACUUCAAAUUGGCCUCAAGAACUACGAUCCUCAAAAGGACAAGCGUUUCUCCGGCACUGUCAAAUUGAAGCACAUCCCCCGUCCCAAGAUGAAGGUGUGCAUUCUUGGCGAUCAGCAGCAUUGCGACGAGGCGAAUGCCAACAACGUCGAAUGCAUGGAUGCUGAAGCCCUGAAGAAGCUAAACAAGAAUAAGAAGUUGGUAAAGAAACUGGCCAAGUCCUAUGAUGCAUUCUUGGCUUCCGAGUCGCUCAUCAAGCAGAUACCUCGUCUGCUGGGCCCUGGUCUUAACAAGGCUGGCAAGUUCCCUGCUUUGUUGUCCCACCAGGAAUCGAUGAUGGCCAAAAUUGAGGAGGUCAAGUCGACCAUCAAGUUCCAGAUGAAGAAAGUCUUGUGCCUGUCUGUCGCUGUCGGCCACGUUGGCAUGAAGCAGGACGAACUUGUCCAGAACAUCAGCUUGUCUAUCAACUUCUUGGUGUCGCUGCUGAAGAAGAACUGGCAAAACGUGAGGUCCCUCCACAUCAAGUCAUCGAUGGGCCCUCCUCAGCGUCUUUACUAAAAUUUGGAUGCAAGUUUUUAUAAACUAAUGUGUUCAAUAAAAAUCAUUUUUACAUAAUGUAAAUGUAAAAAA